This is a messenger RNA of Rhopalosiphum maidis (corn leaf aphid), 3137 nucleotides long. RefSeq lists its product as uncharacterized. The transcript has 7 exons. NCBI's taxonomy places the organism in Eukaryota, Metazoa, Arthropoda, Insecta, Hemiptera, Aphididae. The coding region runs from base 204 to 3020 and encodes 938 amino acids. The record is from RefSeq and is a predicted model, not a curated record.
GGUCCGGUGCAGUUGGCGUGCGCGCAGUUUCGGUGCGAGUGCAAUUAUUAUAGGUAUUAUAUUUACGUGUGCGUACAGUUUUCGCGGUGCUUCGCCGUUUUCACAUAAUAUUUUCUCGGUUUUUUUCAUUUCUUCAAUUGUUCGUGUGCCAAUUCGAAGAACAUGACUACACCAUUCGGCGUGACUUCACGUUCGAUUUUUAAAUGUUUCUAAGAGAACAUGAUCCCGAGCUAAACUCCCCAAACAUGCUGGACGUGUACAGAUCGGACUCGCAAAAGUCCGACUCGUCGCAGAGGCCAAGAGUGUCGUUCAAUCGGGACGUGCGAAUCAAGAAAAUCGGCAACUCGGAUGCAGCAAGUAUUGUGGAAGCUUUAGCUGGAGAUGGUGAAGGCCACUUGGUGCCCACGCCAGUUCGCAGGGAAAAGAUCAAAGCAUCCAAGCGUGAACUUGCGUUGGAAGCUGACCGCGUACUUAAGCAGGCGGAUAGCGUGGCCUCGCUGCACUCGGAUGUACCGCCGAGAAGACAGCAGAGGAGCAAACCAGAUGGAGGGUCCCUUCAACGAAAAACCAGCUUUGGAGGGACAGAUUCGAAAAAAUGGAAUUCUGAAGGCAAACUAUCGUCGUACAUGUCGUUGGACAGGCCAAAGAACCGGAUCAGGAAGAGGGAGCAGCCGACGUGGGAAGAACAGCGGCACGGCGGUCAACAAUAUCGGUCGUCGACGGACCUGACGAGCGCGGCGGCACCGCCGAAAAGACGAUCGACCGCGUCGUCUUCGGGUGGCGGCAAGUUGACCAGGAGCGUUAGCGACGCGGGUGACCGGGACAAGCCCCUGGCGUCCGGCGACGGCGGCGACGCGAAACGUUCGAUAUCGCUGUUCGGCACCAUCCAGCGGAUCAAGACGAAGAUCAAAAAGCGACCGACGGCGAUGGCCGUGGACCGGUCCGCGGAACCGUCGGUAGCGCCGGGCCCGUCGCCACCCCCGGCGCCGGUCCGGGCGAAAAAACAGCUGUCGCCCAUCAUCGAAUCGUCGCCGCGAGACGAGUACUUUAAGUAUUCGGUCGGCGGCCCGCUGGACUACGGCGGCGCGUCCCCGCCGCGCCCGGUCCGCGGCCACAAGGUCGACCGGAUCGUCCGGAAACUGCAGCAACAGCAGCAGCAGCACCAACAACAACAACAACAACAGGCGGCGGCGGCAGCCGAACUCGCCCGUCAACCGCCGCCGUCACCGCCGCCGCCGCCGCCGCUGCAGUCGUCAUCGCCAGACUUUGCCCACGCGCACAACGGCAACGAACCGUUUUCGUACACGGCCACGUCGUCGCCCACCAUCGUCCACCUACCGGACGACGCGGCAGCUGACCGACCGCCACCACCGCAACGACAACGACAACAGUAUCGCUCGGCCGGCGGCAUGGACGACACGUGGACGUCGUACGACGAUCUCAGCCACAGGCGGGACGCGCUCGAGUCGAGGCUGCAGAAACGCGCGGCCGCCGUGGUGGUCAGACCGCAACGGACGGGGGCGGGGGCGGCGGCGCGCGCGCGAACUCCGACGGAGUCGCCGGCGCCGGACACGUACGCCACUGUGUACAAGAAGAACGAGACGCUCGGCGGCGGUGACAGAUACUUCGAGCGGAAGAUCGUCACGGAGCACCGGUUCGCCCGCAGGACGCCCAGGCUGUCCGGCGACGGUGCGGGCGACGACCACGAAGACAGUGCCGUCGACGCCGACCACCGUGACCGCCGCGAUUACCGCGACGCCGCCGUCCACCACGACGACCACCAUCACCGCGACGCGACCGCCCGGACGGUGGACGCCGGCCGCGGGCGUCCGCCGACGUCCCGGGCCUCGUCCGGCAUGCCGACCAUCGUUUCCCGGAACAACGUGACCGUCGUCAACGGGCCGUCGCGCUCCGCUUCCGUGUACGCCGCCGAUAAACCGGCCAAGAAACGUUCCAGGCUGGACAAGUUCAAGAUGCUAUUCACCGGUGGCUCGUCCGCGUCAAAGGAGAACAAGCGGCCGUCGCCUUCUGCCAGAACUCAGUACAACUCGUCCGAUCCCGAGUCUUACACGUCGUCUUUACGAAAACGGUACAACGUGUUCACGGGCACCGACAACAACAAACAGGGAAAUCAUGUGUCUGGAAACAGGAGAACGUCGUCUCCAAGCAAAACUUCGAAACCGACCGGAAACAAUGCGUGGUUCAAGUCGUUGGAUAGAUUCGGCAAGAAAAACAAGAGAUCGAAGACGUUCACAUCGGGGAGCGAAAACGACGACGAGAUCCGAGUGCAUAGAGUGAACGAUCGGAAUAACUCGAAGGGGACGACCCGGUCAUACCACAGCGUGGGAAAUCUCAACUCUCUAGAUAUGGACCAUUCGCCUAGGCUGAUUGCUGACAAGAGACAUUCGCUGAUUGACAGUUCAGCAGGCAGCACGACCGAGGGUGAUAGUAGUCAGAAAUCGCACAAGUCCACAGUCUAUCUGCACGCCACCACGGUAGGAGAAAUACCGGAAUCGCGACAGCUGCACCAGUCCGUGUUCGGAGCCAAGAGCAGGCGGGCGGCGAGCCGCGAAGAGCUGUCGUCGCGCAACGACGCGUUCGGCGGUGGCGGCGCUCAGAAGCGCACACUGUCCCGGUCAGUGUCGGUGCUAGCGCCGUGGGCCCCGCGGCACGGUGAGGGCCGGACCGUAGACUACGACGAGCGCGGCCGGCCCCCCAGGGCGCCGUCGUCGACCAGACACGGGCCAGUCAAAGCGACCAAAAGCGACCCGGAAGAAUCAGCGGUUGCGGGCGCGGGCAGGUCCACGUCGGCUGCGCGGACUAAGAACCGAACGCCGAACCGGGCCAGUUCGGGCGAGGAGUCGUCGCUGCUCGAUGAGGUGAUCAUCCGGACCACCAGCCGUACCGGCAAGCUCAUCAAGGACGACCGUUCCACGUCCCGGCAGAUCGGCCGGUCCAUGUCGUCGGCGAACAGGUCAGCAGCAGGUGGCACGUUGACGCGGGUCAAAACGAAAUCGUAAUGAACAACAAUCGGAGUUCGACAAUUACGACAACAACAAAAAUAAUAAUUAAUAACAAUACAAAUAAUAAUAUUCAUAAUAAUAAUAAUAAUAAUAAUAAUAAUAAUUUUUUAGCAA